AUGUUCGUUUUCUCCCUGCAGAAACGACACAAAGACAACUCGACGCUGUGUGAGCUUGCCUCGAGAUUGUUGGCGUGUUUUUUAGACGAAAUGCCCAUUCCACCGUCUCAACUAAAUCAGAGUCCCCAUCGGCCGCUCUUUUCACCAACGACAAUGUCCAAAUUGUACCAAGAAGCACCGUCCCCGUAUAGCCCAAACAUUAAACUACCCCUGCCGCGUCAGCUGACUUCGCCGGUCCAACAAGCCAGACGUGCACAGAUCUUUAGCAUGCCUAAACUUGCUGCUGUUGAAGGGCCGCGACAAUACCGCUGCAAUACCCCAAACGCCCCACCAUCUCGAGUUGAACGCAGUACCGACAUAGAAGCCAAUCAAGCACAUGACCCAGCAAUCAACUCACCUCCGCAAAGCCCAAGUGGUAGCAGGUUAACCAAGUCUCGAAUUGCCGUCUCUGACAAAACCUCGUGGAAUUCUGAGUGUAUCAAUUCAGUAAGUGGUUUCGACUGGUGGUGGCGGUCACUGCCACAGAAUCACGCAUGCCUAGAGCGAACUCAAAAGCUGAAAAUGGUCACAAAGGCAGCCGUGCGUUUACACUCGAAAGGAGAACUACAGCGCGCUAUCGAGUUGUAUCAGCAGGCGUUAUCAUCAGAGACCACCGACGACGUGCAGUUCAGGUUGCGUAUUAACUUGGCUUGUGCGUACGAAGAAGCAGAGGAUCUGACAGCGAGUAUAGAGGAACUCCGGCUAGCAUUGGAGCUGAAUUCUCAAGACCCUUACACGAUUUAUAAGCUUGGCCGUGCCCUGACCUCUCUGCUGUUGGUUUGA
Molecule: messenger RNA, 822 nt
Organism: Phytophthora infestans T30-4
Lineage: Eukaryota; Oomycota; Peronosporomycetes; Peronosporales; Peronosporaceae
Exons: 3
Coding region: 1-822 (273 amino acids)
Molecular function (GO): protein binding
Source: RefSeq, a predicted model, not a curated record